This is a messenger RNA of Penicillium daleae, 1596 nucleotides long. Its product is annotated as translation initiation factor eIF-2B subunit family protein. Bases 1 to 1596 code for a protein of 531 amino acids. The transcript is spliced from 2 exons. NCBI's taxonomy places the organism in Eukaryota, Fungi, Ascomycota, Eurotiomycetes, Eurotiales, Aspergillaceae. Gene Ontology annotation, molecular function: S-methyl-5-thioribose-1-phosphate isomerase activity. The record is from RefSeq and is a predicted model, not a curated record.
AUGUCAGACCAGCAGUCAGAGGACCAUACAGGGCUGCAGCAAAGACCAGUUGUCUCUUCAUUUAUCUUCUCCUCAGCAAAUGGGGAGCUCCGGGUUGCCUUGUUUAAGCGCAGUGAGAAAGUUAGAACUUAUCAGAAAAUGCCUGACUGGCAAAGGCAGCAUCUAGCCCCCAUCUCAGGGAGUAUAGACCACCCAGAAUCGCCCGUCGCGGCCGCCUGGCGCGAGAUUAACGAAGAAACAAGUUUAACACCACGAGAUAUCGAGCUGUGGCGCCAAGGCAAACUAUACAGCUUUAGUGACCCAUCAAUCGGACGCCAAUGGACCAUCUAUCCAUUUGCAUUCCGACUCAAAGGUCCCGACGAGGGUGGCAGAGGCGAAACAGCCAUCAAGAUCGACUGGGAACAUGAAGCAUGGCACUGGUAUGAUCCGUUGAAAGUAGUAGAUGAUGAAAACUUCGGGGGCGUGCCUCGUCUAGCAGAGAGCCUGCGGCGGGUCUACUUUGAAAUGGACAUGAACGACAAAGCCAGCGGCGCACUACGAUCGGGCCUCGACCAGCUUAAAGCAGAUCACUCUAGUGGAUCUCAUGAACUGACAACAAUUGCCUUAAAGGCUUUCCGAGAUGUUCUCGUUCAUUUAAAGGACGACCCAAAUUGGUGGGAGACUACGCGGAUGGCUGCGUGGCAUCUGUGGAAGAAUGGCCGCGAAAGCAUGGGGUCUGCGACUUUGAAUGCGUUUCUCGAGGUCCUGGCUGAUAUCGAUGAUAUCAACAAGACCAAAUCUGAAAUUCAAUGGGAUCGCAUUCUCACCGUGUUAGACCACCAUUUGGAGCGCCGACGAGAGACAGCUUCACACAUCAAAGAAACAUUCAAUGCCUAUUUACACUCGACCUUUCUCCCUCGCAUCCAAUCUCAAGUGAAGAACAAGAUUACUCUUCUCACUCUAUCAGCCAGCUCAACUAUCCGAGACAGUAUCCUGGACGCCUUUAAAUCGCUACCCGUGUCCCACUUAGAUCUACGCAUACUCGAAUCUCGACCUCUCUUCGAAGGAGCAAGCAUGGCCUCUUCACUGCUAUCGGAAUUCGAAAUCAAGUUUCCCCCUCCAUCUGGUCAGCACCUGCAGAUAAGCAUUUACACCGACGCUUCAGCUGCGCUUGCUGCUAGAGACGUGGACUUUGUUCUGCUAGGUGCAGAUCGCAUUUCCAGCUCAGGAUCAGUCAUCAACAAAACUGGAUCUCUUCCAGCUGUUCUAUCUACAAAACACAUUAGCCCAGAAGCACGGGUUCUUGUCUUUAGUGGACUGGAGAAAGUCGCAGAGCCUGGUGCUGAUGAUGACCACGAACCCGAGGAAAACGAUCCAAUGGAGGUUAUCAGCCCCUGGGUGGACAGCGGCAUCAAGGGUGUGAAUAAACUAAUUGGAGGGACAAAUAAUGAGACAUCCAAUUGCGUGGUAGAAGUGAAGAAUGUCUACUUUGAAUGGGUGGAUGCUAACAUGGUCGAUGCUUUCAUUACUGAGGAGGGAGCUCUGGGUGCGACCCAAAUCCGCAGUAAAGCACAAGAAGUGAAGCGACAGGUGGACAAAUACUUCAGCUCUUUAUAA